This is a messenger RNA of Magnolia sinica, 1749 nucleotides long. RefSeq names its product pentatricopeptide repeat-containing protein At3g26630, chloroplastic-like. The transcript has a single exon. Gene Ontology annotation, biological process: RNA modification. Gene Ontology annotation, molecular function: RNA binding; protein binding. Bases 57 to 1499 code for a protein of 480 amino acids. The record is from RefSeq and is a predicted model, not a curated record. Lineage: Eukaryota; Viridiplantae; Streptophyta; Magnoliopsida; Magnoliales; Magnoliaceae.
UCCGUUUCAUUUCCUGAAUUCUCACAUUCCCUUUCUACCCUUGUCUCCCAAAUACCAUGCUUUCAUCUUGCCAUGCCUGCGCUCUCGAGUCUCUCCCUCGGAACCCAUUCCACAAACGAAGGUUCGAGUCACAACAAACCCUCUCUCUCUUGCAGAAAUCUCGCAAUCUCAAACAACUACAACAAAUCCACGCCCACAUCCUAAAAACCAAUAUCGCCCACAACCAAAUACUCAUAACGAAACUCCUCUCCCUCUAUUCCUCCCACAAAAACCUCGACUCCGCUACUCUCCUUUUCAACCACAUCCAAACCCCUCUCACCUUUACUUGCAAUAUCAUGAUCCGCAUCCACACCCGAAACGGCGCUCCCCAUGAUGCGCUCCUCGUCUACCGCCUCAUGCUUUUCCGCCGCAUACCGCCCGAUAAAUUCACCUUCCCUUUCGUCAUCAAAGCCUGCUCGAGUCUCAAUUCCCACGCUGCUGUCAAGAGCGGGAGACCAGUACACGCCCACGCCGUCAAGGCUGGGUUUUCGACGGACCUGUUCGUGCAAAAUACCCUCAUGGAUCUGUACCUUAAACAUGGGGUUAUGGAUUGCGGUCGUAAAGUGUUUGAUAAAAUGCGUGUUAGGAAUGUUGUUUCGUGGACGACUGUGGUCUCGGGGCUUGUUGUCUGCGGGGAAUUAGAGGCCGCGCGUGAUGUAUUUGAGAAAAUGCCGGUUAGGAAUGUGGUGUCCUGGACAGCGAUGAUUAAUGGUUAUGUUAGACAUGGGCGGCCUCAAGAAGCAUUCGAGGUUUUCCACCAAAUGCAGGUGGAAAAUGUCCGGCCGAAUGAGUUUACGUUGGUGAGCUUGUUGUUGGCUUGCACCGAGUUGGGGAGCUUGAAGCUGGGUAGUUGGAUUCAUGAGUUUGCACACAAGAAUGGGUUUGAGUUGGGUGUUUAUCUUGGCACAGCACUCAUAGAUAUGUAUAGUAAAUGUGGUAGUAUACUGGAUGCGAUGAAAGUGUUCGAUAAAAUGACUAGUAGGAGUGUGGCAACAUGGAAUUCGAUGAUCACGGGGUUGGGUGUGCAUGGGCGAGGAAAUGAAGCCAUUGCUCUAUACAGUGAGAUGGAGAAGAGGAACGUAAGGCCGGAUGAGGUGACCUUCAUAGGCGUUCUCUGUGCAUGCGUUAAUGCUUGUAUGGUGGAUGAGGGUUUUGAGAUCUUUGAAAACAUGAUCAAACGUUAUGGCAUCAUUCCUACCCUCGAGCAUUACAGGUGCAUGGUCGAGCUUUUGCGUCGUGCAGGCAUGUUAGAUGAAGUGCAUGAGCUUUUGAAGAAAAUGCCAAUGGAGGCUGAUGUCAAUGUAUGGAGGGCAUUCUUAAGAGCUUGUGAAGCACAUGGUAAUAUCAAGUUCCAGGAAGGCACAUACAAACUCAUUGCUGAGCUUGAACCCUCGAUAGGCGGUGUUGGCCACAGUUUAGGUCCACGGCGACAUCAAUGCGUUGAGUGGGAAGUGGGAUGAUGCGACGAUAAUUGAUGGUUUUGAUGAGAGGCCUAGUCUUAUCAUGGACAGAUCACGAUCCUUUUGGAUGAACUAAUGAUGGGUACUGAUUUUCUCCAAAAUUUCCUGUAAGAAUUGGAACAGAUGGAAGGCGGGAGGUCUUUCUUGUUUUACUAUUCAAGAUUGAAUGCAUUCCCAUUCAUGUGAAAUGUGAACAUGCGUGUAUUCUUUAUCUCAUUCCUAAUAAAGCUUUUAAGGCAAGUUCUUAAUU